Dunckerocampus dactyliophorus (ringed pipefish) is the source of this 2628-nucleotide messenger RNA. RefSeq names its product F-box and WD repeat domain containing 5 (gene fbxw5). Gene Ontology annotation, molecular function: protein binding. Gene Ontology annotation, biological process: protein ubiquitination. The record is from RefSeq and is a predicted model, not a curated record. Gene Ontology annotation, cellular component: SCF ubiquitin ligase complex; Cul4-RING E3 ubiquitin ligase complex. The transcript is spliced from 10 exons. Bases 156 to 1970 code for a protein of 604 amino acids. Lineage: Eukaryota; Metazoa; Chordata; Actinopteri; Syngnathiformes; Syngnathidae.
GCGGUAGCUAGCUAGACAGCCGUGUGCUAUUCUCCCCGCAGCAGGUUUGCUCACACUUUUCGCUUAUACUUUGAUUUAAUACAUUUAUCAUUAAGUGGAAUAAGUCGUGCAACGUAGGCGCCAGUUUACGAAGCUGUUGUCAAAAGGAUGUUAGGAUGGAGUGUGGCCCAUUUCUGCCCGACAGCGUGGUGUUGGAGAUCUUCCUGCGUCUGCCCCAUGAUGCCGUGCUAAGAGCGGGUCUGACCUGCCGCCAAUGGCUGGCUGUUUCCAGAGAUGAGUUCCUAUGGCGGGAGCUGUUUUACUCUUACUACCGCAUCCCCCGUAACGUACCCCGACACCCAGCCUCUGUGUCAUGGUACAGGGAGUUCAAGCGUCUGUUUGACUGCAUCCCCUGUGUGGAGGUUCAAACACUGAGGGAGCACAGCGAUCAAGUCUUGCACUUGGCCUUCUCCCACCGAGGUCACCGGUUCUCCUCGUGCUCCAAAGACUGCACUGUCAAGCUGUGGGACACGGAACGCGCAGAUGGCAACAUCUCGCUGGUGCACAGUUCCAGCAUGCGUCAGUUUAACUGGGGCUACACCCAGUUCUCCCAGUUCAAUGCGGACGACAGCCUGCUGCUCGUGUCCGGUGUCUACUUGGGCCCACACCACUCCUCCUCCGGAGAGAUCGCCGUCCUCAGUCUGGAGAACUACACCCUGUUGUCGAGAGUGAGGAACAAGCCGUACGACGUCUUUGGCUGCUGGCUCAACGAGACCCAUCUCAUCUCUGGUAACCUGCACUGGAUCGGCAACAUGACGUCCUGCUCUGUGCUUUGGCUCAAUAAAGCCUUCCAGGAUAUCGAAUCCGAGAACGUCAAUGUGGUAAAGCGCCUUUUCAAAAUCCAGAACAUCAAUGCCAGCACCAUCCGUACCGUCAUGGUGGCCCACUGCCGGCGCCACGACAACCCAGACCUGCUGCUGGACUACAACGCUCAGUCUCAGGCCCAAAGGCUGAAAGGACAGCAGCAGCAGCAGCAUCAGCCACUCCUCUUUGAUUUGGGAACAUCCGGCAGCGAUGAGGAGGAGGACGAGGAGCAGGACGGGACUUCCCGCAGAACCACCGCCCGCCCCCCUACUCAGACCGCCAUCUCCACCUUUGAGCACGCUAAGCAGCGACGUAAGAAUGUGGAGCCCAGCCAGUUGGCCAUUGAGACCCAGGUGGCUCAGAUGAUGGGCCGGACCCACACCAAGGCCCCGGAAUCGAACCUCAUCGAGCCUGGCGAGGGAGAGGACAAGACCUACUUACUGUUCACCACCGGCAGCCUUACAUACUCCCCUCACCAGAUCGGCAUUAAGAGGAUCAAGCCGGACCAGAUGACCACUUCUGGACCUGUACUAGGAGAAGAACGCAGCUCAGACGAGUUUUUUGAUUCACUGGACCACGUCAUUGAUAUACACGGACACAUCAUCGGGAUGGGCCUCUCUCCAGACCACCGGUACCUCUAUGUGAACAGUCGGGCUUGGCCGGCGGGCUGCAUCAUCUCGGAUCCCAUGUCGCCGCCCCCCAUCGCUGAGGAAAUCGACCUGCACGUCAUUGAUCUGAAGAGCCUGCGGGAGGAGAGACGGAGUCUGCGCGCCCAUCGGGCCUUCACCCCAAACGACGAGUGCUUCUUCAUCUUCUUGGAUGUCAGCAGGGACUAUGUUGCCAGCGGCGCCGAGGACAAGCACGGCUACAUCUGGGACCGCCAUUACAACAUCUGCCUGGCGCGGCUGGCCCACGACGACGUGGUCAACUCGGUGGCGUUCAGCCCCGCCGACCAGGAGCUGCUGCUGUCAGCCAGCGACGACGCCACCAUCAAGGUGUGGCGCUCGCCGCGCAUGGUGCGCGUCACGCAGAGCGCCGUCCGGCCGCAUCGGCCCCGUGGACUCCUGGCGUCGUGGCUGAGCCGAAGUAAGAACUCCAUGGGUGGCGCCAUCAAUGGGAAGCCAUGAUGCCUGCCAAGUCCUAGUCUUGCCUGUAUGGAGGGGGACUACAUGAAUACACUCCAUGCAAGUGUCCUCCAUUGUUCCAGUGUUUGAUUUGGCCCACUUUGUGUGCGCCACACAUGCAAUGGCCACAAGUGGGCGCCAUUGUGCAAACAAUACAACAACACAGACUUAGCUGUGACAUGAACUCAUUUUUACCUGAAAGACAAAAGACAUUUUAGCUCGGUUUGAUUUUUUUUUUUUUUUAAACAUCACAUCAUACUUUUGUUUUUGCUCAAAGAAAUGACUGAUCAAUGUGGAAUUAUUUAAUGUCGGGGAGUUUUGUGACGCAUGACUGAGAGGAUCGCGUUUUGGAGAAACACACUCACUAGAUGCAUGUCGACAAAAUAUUACAGCUUUCAUUUGUGACAACGUGAACCACAUAAAUGAUCAAAUAAGACGAAAAGUGAGCGUUAUCAUUGUCAAAACACAAUGAUCGAUAGAGCUGCUGUUUUAUGUUGUGCAGGUGUACCUAAUGUGGCCUGUUAGUAUACUGUAUAUUGAAAUCCCUUUUAGUUUGGUCUCUUUAAAAAUCUGUUUCAUGCCCUUUACACCUUAACACAGAUAUCAGCUUUGACUCCUACAACUCUUUAUGUACUUGUACAUCCAAUUGUCUUAUUUACAA